Molecule: messenger RNA, 4379 nt
Organism: Danio rerio (zebrafish)
Lineage: Eukaryota; Metazoa; Chordata; Actinopteri; Cypriniformes; Danionidae
Gene: gna12a
Product: guanine nucleotide binding protein (G protein) alpha 12a
Biological process (GO): G protein-coupled receptor signaling pathway; Rho protein signal transduction; signal transduction
Cellular component (GO): cytoplasm; plasma membrane; heterotrimeric G-protein complex
Molecular function (GO): guanyl nucleotide binding; GTPase activity; GTP binding
Source: RefSeq, marked provisional
CAGAAAGUCGCUCGCGCUCCUCCAGAAUGAACUUUUGGGACUACCAGUAUGUAAAGGAAUGCGUUUUUCAGCGAAUUAACAUUUCCUGACCAUAUUUAUCGCUUGAUUUUUAUUGUACUGUCACGAACAGUGGCUUUGUUUGUAUAAUUUCUUUAAAGUUUUUUAGCGGACAGCAGUGGUGGUCGCUUUGCUGUGGAAAGGAUCUCUAUUCAGCUUUCCUCAACAAAUGCCUUUAUAAUAAUGGAGGAAAGUGUCCGCUGUGAUUCGGUUUUACUCAUUUAGUGUCUCUUUAAAUUGUUAACACUUGUAGACAGAUGAGCUGAGUAGAUUUUAUCCGAAAGAUAAAGUUCUUUGGCACUUUAAUGAGUAGAUCAGGUGAUAACUGACCGUGUUAAAGCUGGACAGGAUGGCUGGCGUGGUGCGCACCCUGAGCCGGUGUUUACUGCCCGCUGAGGCCGCUCACGAUGACAGGAGUACCGGGAAAGAUCGCACCCGCGAGCGGGACGUGAACCGGGAGCGCGAGGCGAAGCGGCGCAGUCGCGAGAUCGACUCGAUGCUGAAGCGCGAGCGGCGCUCCAUACGACGGCUGGUGAAGAUCCUGCUGCUGGGCGCCGGAGAGAGCGGCAAGUCCACAUUCCUCAAGCAGAUGAGGAUCAUCCACGGAAAAGAGUUUGACCAGAAAGCGCUGCUCGACUUUAGGGAUACCAUCUUUGAGAAUGUCAUCAAGGGCAUGCGGGUACUGGUGGAUGCCCGAGACAAACUUGGCAUUUCCUGGCAGAACUCUGAAAACGAAAAGCAUGGCAUGUUUGUUAUGUCCUUCGAAAACAAAGCAGGCAUGGCUGUGGAACCCUGCACCUUUCAGCUGUACGUCCCAGCCCUGCAGGCACUCUGGAAUGAUAGCGGCAUCCAGGAAGCCUACGGUCGACGGAGUGAGUUUCAGCUGAGUGAAUCAGUGAAAUAUUUCCUGGACAACUUGGAUCGGAUUGGCCAACUGAGUUAUGUGCCGAGUCGACAGGACAUCUUACUGGCCCGGAAGGCCACCAAAGGAAUUGUGGAGCAUGAUUUUGUCAUUAAGAAGAUCCCUUUUAAGAUGGUAGAUGUGGGAGGCCAGCGCUCUCAAAGGCAGAAAUGGUUUCAGUGCUUUGACGGCAUCACCUCCAUCCUCUUCAUGGUGUCCUCCAGCGAAUAUGACCAGGUGCUGAUGGAGGACCGUCGCACCAACCGCCUGGUGGAGUCCAUGAACAUCUUUGAGACCAUAGUCAACAACAAGCUCUUUUCCAACGUUUCCAUAAUCCUCUUCCUCAACAAGAUGGACCUUCUGGUGGAAAAGGUACGCAAGGUCAGCAUUUGCAAGCACUUUUCCGACUUUCGGGGAGACCCUCACCGACUGGUGGACGUGCAGGCCUAUCUGGUGCAGUGCUUCAACCGCAAACGUCGCAACCGCAUCAAGCCACUUUUCCACCACUUCACCACUGCCAUUGACACUGAGAACAUUCGCUUCGUCUUCCAUGCCGUCAAAGACACCAUUCUUCAGGAGAACCUUAAGGACAUAAUGUUGCAGUGACUUUUUGAUUGGUUUCUACCAUUGUUUGAGUUCAUUUUCAGUCAUAUUUCGGGAGGAAAUUACUUUUGGAAAAAACAUUUUGAUCACUGUGCGUGAGAAAGUCAUAGUGCGAGAUUAUACUCCAGUCAGUUAUAUCCAAGAGAUGGCAUUCAUAUCCAAGAAAAUGACACAAAUCUUUCUUCGCCAUCACUCAUUUGCAAUUUUUCCUGUGUAACAGGAUGUUUGAAGACACCAUUGAUGGUGGAACUUUUAAGGGUAUUAAAAUUCGGUUAAUCCGUCAAUUAAGCAUAUUUUCACCACUUGUCUCAAGGAUAAACUCGAACUUUACACUGGCUCAUUUCCCAAAUAACAUACUACAAACAACUAGCAAACCUGCACUGAACAUCCAGCUUGAACAAACAUUACUUUCAUGUCACUCGACAGAUUUAUUGUUGAUAUAUUCUAACAUUUAAAUCACAUUUUGCUUUAUCUAUAAAUUAUAGAUGACAUGCAAAUUUCUCAUUAACAACUAAGCAGGGUUUUUGUACAUAGAAUGAACAGCGGCUUUUGUAUGUGUCUCCUCUGCUUUUCAUGUGUCUCUUCACGUUAAGCUACAAGCUUUGAAAUAUAGAGUAGGGUCAAAUCACUGGUUAUGCCUAACACCACUAACUUACGAUGAACAGCGCAUUAAUGGUAUUCUUUAAAUGUCAUGAUUGCGCUGAAUAUAUACUAUAUGAGUAAUCAUAUAUUGUUAAGCCAAUGUUUAUACAAUCUGUGUACUUUACAAGAGGGAGUCAAUCUGAUGCUGUUCAGUUGGUCUAUCAACAGAUGUAAAGGUUUGAUUUCUUCCUUCCUUCUUUGCACACUGAAUUCUGAAAUUUUUCUAUGCGUUAGUUUUUCAUAUUCAUAUGCGAAAUAUUCGUCACAUAUACAAACCUUGCACAUUGAGUAUGAUACGUAUUAAAUAAUCCAUUAUGAAAAAACACAAAACAUUUGCAAGUCAAUUAAAGCAGUGAUACUUUGUUCUCCUCUCUUCUCCAAAGUAGAAAAAAAAAGGAGAAUAGGCCACAUAUUGCGUUCAUCCAAUUCUGCAUCAAGAGUAAGGAGAGUUUAGCUCAUUGUCAAAGAGCUGCGCUGGAUUAUCCCGGAAUUAAUUUAUUUAUCUCAAACUUUAUUUCAGGAAAUCAGUGGAAUUUUGAUACAUUGCUUGCGAUACUUCACACAUUCACAUUGGUAAACAAAUCCUGAACAGAGACUGGCAGUACUAUGGACAUUAUAACAGAUGGCAGCCGCGUUGAUGUGUCAAAGCAACGGACCGAAAGCACACCAUGCUUUCUAUUAUAAUUUUUAUGAGCAGUACGUCAAAUGUAUGAACACACACACACACCAAACAGCAGCAGGGCAGAGGUGUGCCAGUUACUGAAUCCAGGAUUCUCAACAGUCCGCUACAUUCUGUCUUUAUUUUAUGCACUGUGUUUGUCAUAAAGUUAUCUGUAGCUCAAAUGUCGGCAUUCUGUAUUUAGCUUUUCGCUUGUACGAUGGCUUUGAACGGUCAAAACACCUCUCAAAAUGCUUUUUCAAAUGAGAAAAGCAGAAAAAAAAUCAAACCCGAUUCAAAUUUUUUUAUAGCGGACGAAAGUUUCGGAGGCUGUGUGUUAAUGCGAUUGAUUCAACGUGAGGUCGAAUUUAUUUUUUAACAUGCAAAAAUUAUGGAUUCAGUGUGCAAUAACCUUUAUUCUUCAGAUCUUGAUGAAUGGCAGCUGUGAACAGCUGUUUGUUUUGCUUUUAGAUUUUGUUGCUGUGGGAGGUCCUAUGUUGUGAUCCCGGACGAGCCCCCAAUUUGUUGCGCCCAUGUUACAGUCUUUACAUGAACAGGGUGAGAAGUGGCUUCCCUUUGAUGCCUGCCAGUGCUGAGGAGAGUUUCUUGAGGUUACUUUUCCACAGAUCUGGUUUUGGGAUCUGGCCUGGGCGAGUAGUUUCCGUUUCAAUGCAGGUGUUACUUGUUAGACUUUUGUUUUGUGCCAUCGUUUUAGGCUUUGGGAAAGUGUGAGAUAUGUUAUCAAAUAGUUCUAACAAGAGCAUCAAGCUCUUCUUGCAUUUUUAUGUGUGCCGCAAUGGACACUGUGCCUCAUUUUUUAUUCCAAAACAACAUUGACAAUGUUUCUCUAUGCCCUAAAGGUAUUUAAAUUUUAUCCUUCCUCCUAAUCACCGCAGUGCCAUGUUGGCAGGAAGGCAUUUGAUCUGAGAUAUUGGACACACCCUAAACCUUUGUCCCUGACAACUCUUCCCAUUGGGAGCAAAACAUGUGCAUUUACUGGAAGCUCUCCGGUGCAUAAAGAAACAGACUAAAUUCUUUAACUCAAGGCUGUGUUUAUUCUUGUUUCUGUUUUUAGGACCAUAAAUCUAUUGGGAGAGUUUAACGGCAAAAAAGAAACAGACAUAAGUAUAAAGGUUAUUCAAAUUUACAAUUAAGAUAAGCAUGUAAUUAUUUUGAUAUGAGUAUUUUUUUUGGAGGAUAGUAAUCAGAGUAACUGUUUCCAGUCGUGGUUUUAGUCUACUGAAGGUGAUUUAAAAACUACAGUAUUUAUGUUACAUUUGCUGCUCUGGUGUUUUUGUCCCUGUAUGGAUCUCAUGAGUGCCACUGUUAACAGGAUGUCUGCUUCAACACUCCUUUCAGAGUUUCACUGUACUUCUUUUCCACUUUCAUAUUUGUUUCCCAAUGUUUAAUGUAUCCAGUGAUUGACUGUAAAAAGUGUGAAAUUUCAGAUAAACUGCAAUAUGAGUGUUUUGUAAAUAAGAACUGUAAAAAUACAAUAAAACCAUGAGUUAUACUUAA